AUGGAUCUGGAACGAAUCAAGCAGAACCUCCGACUCCGGUCUGGUCGACCGAAGAAACAUAAGAAACCGCCGACAGCACAAACGAUUCAAGAGCGGCGGGCUGGGCAACCCAACGGCGACGUUCCCAAGCCUUCCCAGCGGAUUCCAGAGCGCAUUGAGAAGACCACGAGAGAUCAGUUCUCGCAGACGCAUAAGGAGGAGGAUACAAAGAAGCAGCCGAAUGGGGGCAGGGCUGCAGCACAGGAGGAUCCCGAAGCAUAUCCCCCAGAGUCAAGUGAGAAGCCUGCAGCUCGCUCGACGACCGCCAGCCCUCGCCCAGAAAGUCGCUUGGAGGGUCCUGCCAGCGAACAGCAGCCCCAGCAGCCCAUAAUGGCUGAGCCACUCACGUACACCUCCGACAACUCGGAUGGCAACGACUUCGACCUGAGACCGCCGGCACCUCGUGCGCGGCCACCCUCAUUGGAGACUGUCACAGACCUCCUCUACUCACCCGGGCAUCUUCAUGCAAUUCUACACGAUCAGCAGUCUAUAUCACGGUUCACAGCUUUCCUAAAUCGGUACAGGCCGGAAUAUCAGCCCCUAAUACUACGUUUUCUGGAGACCCAAAAAGCCAUUAAGGCAGUAGAGUAUGCCAAUGCAGUCGCUGAAGGCGCAACUGCCACCAAGAACUCUGAUAUCAAAGCCGUACAAAAAUCUGUGCCUGCAUCAGCUGCCAGGCUUGACAGCGCCUUUGAGGAGGCUAGCGCCACUGCCUUCAAGGCGUUGGUUGGGGAGGCCUUACCUAUGUUCAUCACCUACAAUCUGGUCAAGGUUGCUUCCGAGUGCUUGGUGAACGAGGUCACAGGCAGGCAAAGUAGGAUCAUGCAAAACCUGGUAGGUGGUCUCUCGGAAGUCUUUUGCAUCACAGAUCCCAAUCAGAGGGACAAUCCUAUCAUCUAUGCUUCCGAGGAGUUUUAUCGAUAUACGGGUUAUGGUAGCGAGGACGUCAUUGGCAAAAAUUGCCGCUUUUUGCAGGGCUCCAAGACUUCGAGGGACGCGGUAGUGCGAUUGAAGACAGCAACAGAAAACGGCGAAGAGAUUUGCGAGGCAUUGUUGAACUAUAGACGUGAUGGACGCCCUUUCGUCAAUCUACUCAUGAUCGCUCCCCUACAUGAUAAUAAAGGAAAGGUCAAGUAUCACAUCGGCGCACAGGUGGAUGUCUCGGGCUUAGUCGAGAAUGGCCGUGCUCUUGACAGCUUUCGACGAUAUCUGUCUGUUCGCAAUGCGGACAGGGGAAGGCGUGCUCUGUCAGAACCCGAUGAACACAAGGAGAAGGCCCUCACCAAGCUGCGAGAGCUAAGCGAGAUGUUUGAUUUGGAAGAGUCUGCUGUGGUCCAGACGCACAGUCGCGCCGACUCCUCUACGAGAAGCGACAACAGCCAGAGUAUCGGCAGCAGCGAUCGACCCAAAGGCCUUAGGCGCCUUUUCGUGUCCGACUCGAGCUCAGAUAGCAAUGACGAACAUGAGACGGAACGUGAGAUAUCUGACGACCAAUGGAAGCUCGGCCAGCAAGGUCCAGCUGGGAAGCCAUCGGGCAAACUGCCGGGUGUCUACGACUCCUAUAUGCUCAUUCGACCGGCACCAUCACUACGAAUAAUAUUCGUCUCUGCUAAGCUCCAGAAAGCUGUCAAAACAGUUCAGAGCCCAUUCCUGUCUCAUGUGGCUGCGCCGAGCAGAACGCUAUCCGGCCUGAAGGAAAGCUUCAUAGCCGGGAUGCCUGUCAGUGCCAAAAUCAAUUUCAUGGCCCAGUCUGGCGAGAGAAGAGAUGGCGUCAAAAUCGAUACAUCUUAUAAGCACGAAGAUGGUAAGAACGGCAAAGCAUACUGGAUCUCAGCUACGCCUAUGUUGGGUUCCGACGAUCUGCCUGGCGUGUGGAUGGUUGUCUUUGUUGAGAAGUCGAAGGCACCAAAGAUGGUCAGUGGACGAAGCGCUGAGGUAGAAGCCCAGGCCGAGGCCACAGCAUGCGUGAGCGGGCAUCGAACAGGAACUAACAAGCCUGAUGCGAGGCCCUCGGAGCCGGUGAAUGAUACGCGGGACUCUGGUCUGACGGAAAGCAAACCGCCGCUGCGGAAGGAGCUUUCAAUCAAGCCAAGGCGACUGGGGGACCCAGAGGCCGUGUCCGGAAAGGGGAAUGAGGCUUCGCAGGCCAACAUCAGCGGCAACACCGAGGCCAUGACUGAAAAGAACACCUUCGAAUCUGAAGAUUACCACGAUCCCGAGACUGGCGAUAUCGUCGACCACACGAGCGCCGAGACGCUUAGAGAGCUUUCUCCACCACAGCAAGCUGGCGAUUUUGCCAGAAGCAAAAGUCCCUCUGGAUUACAGACACCAGAAGAGAACGAAUAUGCUCAAUCCAACGAUCAACUAAGCCCAGCAGACAAGACGAAUGAGCAGCAGCAGGGUUUCGAACAGCAACACGUACAGAACCCGGGCCGGACAGAGGACCACGCCCACGACCAUAGCCAUACUCAUGACCAUGAACAACAGGAGAACCCCAUUUCGCGCGAGCGCUCAGAUACAGGCUACGAGUCAGCGCCGAACUUCAGACUUGAAUUGGGAGAAGUUAGGAAAUUUACACCGCCACCGAACAUCGACAACAAUAUGCUCACGCAAACCCCAAGAACAGAAAAUGGGGAGCGGGUAGAAGGCGACCAGGCACCCCACGAGGAUGCCAGCUUUGAAGGAGAUGAAAUCGACAACACGCCGGUGGCGACAAAAGCCCAUACGAGGCGUAGUAGUGGUGAUAAGGGUCAUGACCCGCUUCAGGCGCACUCACCAGUACCGAGGUAUCGCUCCCCGCAUACGGAGGCGCCUGCUGAUACCGAUGGCGCCGAUAACGAUGCAGACGAGAACGGCGAAAACACCUCCAGCGAAGCGCGACCUGCAGUGAAGCGGGAUUCCAAUGGCCCGAGUGGUUUAAUGAUGGAUUAUUUGACCCAGCCAGGGAGCAGAAGGUCCAGGGUAAACGCUGAGGAGUUUGGUAAGGCUCUGCAAGCCCGAGGCGGCACACAGGGUGAGGAGUGGAGUGACGCUGAGUGUAUGCGUACACCUUAUAGUGUUGAUUAG
Cyphellophora europaea CBS 101466 is the source of this 3105-nucleotide messenger RNA. RefSeq lists its product as uncharacterized. The transcript has a single exon. Bases 1 to 3105 code for a protein of 1034 amino acids. Lineage: Eukaryota; Fungi; Ascomycota; Eurotiomycetes; Chaetothyriales; Cyphellophoraceae. The record is from RefSeq and is a predicted model, not a curated record. Gene Ontology annotation, cellular component: nucleus.